Messenger RNA from Fundulus heteroclitus (mummichog), 5678 nucleotides. Its product is annotated as caskin-2. Bases 445 to 4356 code for a protein of 1303 amino acids. Gene Ontology annotation, molecular function: protein binding. The record is from RefSeq and is a predicted model, not a curated record. Lineage: Eukaryota; Metazoa; Chordata; Actinopteri; Cyprinodontiformes; Fundulidae. The transcript is spliced from 22 exons.
GGGAAAGCUGGAGCGACGCGACCAACCGAACCCGUUUAGGAGCAGAACUGGACCUUCAGUCCGGGAGGGUCUCACUAAAAGACGAACCUGGGGCCAGUGUCGUCUGGAUCUCACUAAACCGGGACCACCGGAACUUUUCUGGACUAUCUCUCCGGGAAUGUCGCCACUUUUCCAGCUCCUUGUUGGACUUUUCCCGCAUCUCCGCUGGAGUUCGGUCCAGUUAAAGUUUCUGUGAGGAAGGCUUCCAGACCUCCACCUCCUCCUGGAAACCUCUCCUCACCUGGGGGACAGCCUGUGGGUCUCCUGUUUCCUGUUGUCAGGUGAGAGGAGGAGGAGUCUCACCUGAGGAAGGCUCCUGGUGCUCAGGAUGAUGCUCUGAGGAGGAAGAGGAGGAGGAAGAGGAGGGAUUCCCAGUGAAGGCAUACGAGGAGGAGGAGGAGGAGCAUGGGGAAGGAGCAGGAGCUUCUCCAGGCGGUGAAGAGUGGAGACCUGCUGUCCACCCAGAAGCUGCUGUCCAAGCUGAAGACCAACAGGAACAAACUGCUCGGUUCCACCAAGAGGCUGAACAUCAACUACCAGGACUCUGAUGGAUUCUCGGCGCUGCAUCACGCCGCCCUCACAGGAACCACGGAGCUGCUGGCGGCGCUGCUGGAGGCCCAGGCCACCGUGGACAUCAAGGACACCAACGGAAUGCGUCCGCUGCAUUACGCGGCCUGGCAGGGGAAGGCCGAGUCGGUUCUGACGCUGCUGCGGUCCGGAGCGUCGGUGAACGGCGCCUCCACCGACGGACACAUCCCUCUGCACCUGGCCGCUCAGUACGGACACUUCCAGGUGUCGGAGAUGCUGCUGCAGCACCAGUCCAACCCGUGUCUGGUCAACCGGGCCAAGAAGACUCCUCUGGACCUGGCCUGUGAGUUCGGCCGAGCCAAGGUGGUCCAGUUGCUCCUCAGCAGCAACAUGGUGGUGGCGCUGCUGGAGGACGAGAGGAAGGAGCCCACGGAUUCUGCCUACACCACGCCUCUGCACCUAGCGGCCCGCAACGGACACAAAGACGUCAUACGGCUGCUGCUGAAGGCCGGCAUCGACAUCAAUAAGACCACCAAGUCUGGGACAGCCCUGCACGAAGCUGCGCUCUAUGGGAAAACCGAGGUGGUGCGACUGCUGCUGGACGCUGGGGUAGACGUGAACAUUCGAAACACCUACAACCAGACGGCGCUGGACAUCGUCAACCAGUUCACCACGUCCCACGCCAGCAAGGACAUCAAGCAGCUGCUCCGAGACGCCACGGGGAUUCUGCAGGUCAGAGCUCUGAAGGACCACUGGAACCUCCACGACCCCACGGCCCUCAACAUCCGCGCAGGCGACGUGAUCACGGUGUUGGAGCAGCACCUGGAUGGCCGCUGGAAGGGACACAUCCACGACAGCCAGCGGGGGACGGACAGAGUGGGCUUCUUCCCUCCGUCCAUCGUGGAGGUGAUCAGCAGGAGGAACGGGGGCACCCUUUCCCGGCACGCCUCCCUGCCCACCCAGCGCCAGCCGCUCCCGUCUAGAGCCCCCCUCUCCUCCAGCCUAAGCUCCGCCCCCCACACCGACGACUCCUACAGUCUGUAUGCCCCGCCCACCCACGUGGUUCAGCCGCUGCCCAACGGCCUGGCUACCUGCACAGGUUUGUCUUCCAGCCACCUGUCUCAGCCUGGGUGUCCCUUUGAGGACAUCUGGGUCCUCAGGGACUCGUACCACGCCGGAGACAGGAACAGCGUGGUGAGCACGGGGAGCGUGGGCAGCACCCGCAGCGCCGGCAGCGGACAGAGCACCGAGAGCAACAGCGCCCCCAACGGGCAGCAGCACGGCACCGCACCCCAGGACAGCAAGACGGCGCCCCCUGCUGCUGAUCCAGGACACGCUGCAGCCCACAGCAAGCAGCCCGACCAUCCUGCAGGUGGCGCUCCCCGCAGACAGACGGUGACGGUGCAGCGCCCCGCAGAGCCAAGCUUCACGCAGCAGUUCGUCCGUCCGCAGCAGCUGCUGGACGGGAAGGAUGCAGACGCCAUCUACCAGUGGCUGAGUGAGUUCCAGCUGCAGCAGUACGCCGCCAACUUCCUGAACGCCGGCUACGAUGUGCCGACCAUCAGCAGGAUGACCCCCGAGGAUCUGACCGCCAUCGGCGUCACCAAACCCGGACACCGCAAGAAGAUCUCCAUGGAGAUCAGCAACCUGAACAUCCCCGAGUGGCUUCCAGACUACAUACCCUCGGACCUGGGCGAGUGGCUCAGCGCCAUCGGCCUGCCGCAGUACCACAAGAAGCUGUCGGAGAACGGCUACGACUCCAUCAGCAUCGUCAAAGACCUCACCUGGGAGGACCUGCAGGAGAUCGGCAUCACCAAGCUGGGCCACCAGAAGAAGCUGAUGCUGGCGGUGAAGAAGCUCUGUGACAUCCACAGGGCCGUCCUGCAGGCGGACGCCGGCUCGGGGACGCUGCGGCGUAAAGCGCCCGGCGCGCUGCACCUGGUCGCCAUCGAGUCUCCUGACGCCAGCAGCGAAUGCUCCUCCCCCCCCCACACCCCCAUGAUGGCCACCUUCCAGGACAGCGAGCUGAGCGCGGAGCUGCAGACGGCCAUGUCCGGCCACUACGGCGGCGGCGAGGACGGCCUGGCCAUCAAGCACGCCGUGGCGAUGUCCCAGAGCCAGGAGAGCGUCGACGCCCGGUCCCGAGGCUCGGGGCGCUCCCAGGAGCCCCCCACCGCCGCCGUCAGCCCUCACGGCUGGUCCCAGGAGACCCUGGAGGGGAGCCCCGCCCGGGAGAGGAACGUCCCCGAGGGUUUGGACCCGAGGCCGCUGCAGCCGGCGCCGCUGGCCAAGCAGGUUCCUCUGGGGACGGCCACCGUGUUCAAGUACCCGGCCAUCCCGGCCAAGCCCCGGCCGCCGGGGGCCCACGCCUCCCCCCACGGCUCCCCGGCGCUGAAGGGGUUCAGCUACCUGCAUUCUCAGUGCGGCUCCACCGACCUGAACCGCUCGAGCCGAGCCGAGCACCACAGAACCCUGACGCCGCCCAACAGGCGCCCUCAGAGCAAGACGCGCUACGCGCUGUCGGACGGGGAGCCGGACGACGACGACGACGACCUCGCCGUCCCCCAGGGGAACGUCCCGUCCUACGCCACCCUGACCCGGAAGCCCGGCCGCAGCCACCUGGCCCGGUUGCAGUCCGGCGGCGAGCGGAGCGGCAGCGUGGGCCGCAGCCAGUCGUUCGCGGUGCGCGCCCGCAGGAAGGGCCCCCCUCCGCCGCCCCCAAAGAGGCUGAGCUCGGUGAGCAGCACCACCAGCGGCGAGCUGAGCGACAGCAGCACCACGUCGUCCUCUGGGGGCGUGGUCACCGACAGCCCCGGCAGCGUCCGCAGCAUCACCGCUUCCCUGGAGGGCAGCCCGGCACACGGCGCCGCCCACAGGCCGCCGUCUCCAGAGAGGAGGAGGAAAGGCGGGGGGGCCAGCGGCGCCGAAGCGGCCCGAGGGUCGACGUCUGACUCCGAGGAGGAGGAGUCGAAGGCUGGGGGGCUGGGGGGGUCUUCCUCCCCCCAGAACAGCUCCAGCGAGUGCAUCCCCUUCGCCGAGGAGGGAAACCUGACCAUCAAGCAGAGGCCCAAGGCCCCGGGUCCCCCCCGGGCCGAGGCCGUCCUGGAGCCGCCAGAGCAGCCGGCGGCCAGGAGCCCGGAGGUUCCCGAGUUCAACCUGAAGGAGUCGGACACGGUGAAGAGGCGCCACAAGCCCAAAGACCAGGAGCGGGGCGACGGUUCCCCCGUCGGGUCAGCGGGCCACGCCUCAGAGUCAGAGUCCGGCGGCAGCAGGCCUCCGUCCCGGAACCAGGACCGGGUCGGCCUGAGGAUCAGUGAGGCGGGUCCAGACAGGCCCGGCAGUCCCGCCGCCGCGGCUCCGGUCAAACCGCCGCUGUCACCGAAACCCACCGUCACCCCGAAACCCGUCCGCCAAAGUCUGCUGGCUGCUCAGGGAGGACGGGCGUCGCCCACGCUCACCAUCAGUGUGGUCCAGAGCGUGGCCUUUGCCUCCUCACCGCCUCCUCUAGCUCCUCACAGCGCCUCCCCGGCUGCCAGGAGCCACCAGGCUGCUGCUUUUGCUCCGUGUCUCACCCCCGAGUCUUCCAGCGAGACGGAAGAGGUCCAUCAGAAGCUGGACCAGACCAGCACGUCUCUGGCAGCUGCUCUGAACGCCGUGGAGAAGAAGCUGAACCAGGACGGCGGCUCUGAGGGCAGGCGCGGCACCGUCCGGUCUGCAGGGACCAUCCUGGACGACAUCGGCAACAUGUUCGAUGACCUGGCCGACCAGCUGGACGCCAUGUUGGACUAAAGACGGCGCAUUACAGGGGAACGUCCCGUUUGAAGCUGCAGAGACCUGCUGACCUGCUUCCAGGAACACGUUCUGAGGAGGAACCCUUUUUACCAGCAGGUUUACUGGUUUAUCUUCUGUUACCUGCAGCCAGAACACCUGAAAGGUCUUUAGCUGUAGAUUAGAGGAUGAGCUCCAAAAGGUUCUGGUGAUUUAUCAUCACGCUGCAGAUCAUCAGCAGAGAAAUCAACACAGAAACACAUUAAUUAGUCAUUUUAAAGCUGCUCCUCUGGGUCCAUCUAGUGGCCACAGCCGGUACUGCUGCAACACCGCUGCUGGUUCUGGUACCGGGUCAGUACCUCAGGCUGCAGUACUUCCCCUUAUGAACUUCUACAACCUGCUUUGUUCUGAGGAGAGACCUGAAGUCCAGGUUUCAUACAGACUGACUCAUCAGAACCGUUUGGGACGUAAAGCCUGAUGGAGUGAUGUGAAGAAGGGAGACCCGUGCCUCUUCUUCGCUGGUAUCUAAGUAAAACGCUACGCCUGGACACACCUUGUGAGGCAGAACCAGAAGGUCCAGAACAGGCAGGACUCCAGAGUUCUGCCAGGACUGAUUGCUGUCGUCUCUUCUGGGUCAUUUCUUACGUUUGUUAAAAGCUCGUCUUUAGCCUUGCAUGUUAUGACACCUGCGGUCCAGGACGACUGAGAGGAGUCCUGCUGCUCUGGGCACCGAGCAUCAUCCCAGCGGACCGGACCGGACCGGACCAGACAGAAGCAAACAGCUGAUGUGAUGCAGGAAAACCUGCGGUUCUCACCUGCAGGCUGGUUUCUCCUCUGGAUCAGCUGCGUCUGCAGGCCUGAACCCAGCGGGUCACCAGAACAGAACCGUUUCAUGUUUCUGGUGUCUGAAGGGUCCGUUUGCUACGAGCUGACCCGGAUGUGGCUCUGCUGCGGUGCUGAAUGAAAGGGAAUCAAGCUGAGCUCGUCAGAACCGGUUUCUACAAACGAUUCUGUGUUUGUUUAUCCCAGCUACUAUUUAAAUGAGAGUAAUCUAAGCUGUGUAUCUAAUAUUUAGGUCAGAAACUGAACCAAAGCUUUGUACAGAGUUUAUUUUUGAAAUAUUUCCCUGAGUCGUCUCGUUUUUUGUCUGAAAUGUUUUGUGUUCGCCUGAUUCUGUGAUCCGGAUCAUGACCUCGUCAUCAUCGACGUCCGGUUUCUGUUUCUUUACUUCACAGAUGAUGCAGAAAAAGGCUCUUAUUGUGAAACAGCCACAGGAAGUCGUCACCCAGCGUGUUUCUGUUCAAUUUGUUUCAUUUCUAACUUAAAGCUCAUCACUGAUCAUG